This is a messenger RNA of Dryobates pubescens (Downy woodpecker), 1367 nucleotides long. RefSeq names its product G protein subunit alpha o1 (gene GNAO1). Gene Ontology annotation, biological process: G protein-coupled dopamine receptor signaling pathway; adenylate cyclase-modulating G protein-coupled receptor signaling pathway. Bases 67 to 1131 code for a protein of 354 amino acids. The record is from RefSeq and is a predicted model, not a curated record. Gene Ontology annotation, cellular component: heterotrimeric G-protein complex. Lineage: Eukaryota; Metazoa; Chordata; Aves; Piciformes; Picidae. The transcript is spliced from 8 exons. Gene Ontology annotation, molecular function: G protein-coupled serotonin receptor binding; GTPase activity; corticotropin-releasing hormone receptor 1 binding.
UUAUCUUUUUUUUUUCUUUUUUCCUUUUUUCUUUUUUAAAUUUUUAAUUACAUUUUUGUCGCCGCGAUGGGAUGUACCCUGAGCGCCGAGGAAAGAGCCGCCUUGGAGCGGAGCAAGGCCAUCGAGAAGAACCUUAAGGAGGACGGGAUCAGCGCUGCUAAAGAUGUGAAACUCCUCCUGCUCGGGGCCGGAGAGUCUGGGAAAAGCACCAUCGUGAAGCAGAUGAAGAUCAUCCAUGAGGAUGGCUUCUCUGGAGAGGACGUGAAGCAGUACAAGCCAGUGGUCUACAGCAACACUAUCCAGUCCCUGGCAGCUAUUGUCCGUGCCAUGGACACCCUGGGCAUCGAGUACGGCGACAAGGAGCGGAGGGCUGACGCCAAGAUGGUCUGCGACGUGGUGAGUCGGAUGGAGGACACAGAGCCCUUCUCUCCAGAGCUGCUCUCAGCUAUGAUGAGGCUCUGGGCAGACUCUGGCAUCCAGGAGUGCUUCAACAGGUCCCGGGAGUACCAGCUUAACGACUCGGCCCAGUACUACCUAGACAGCUUAGAUCGAAUUGGAGCUGCAGACUACCAGCCCACGGAGCAGGACAUCCUCCGAACCAGGGUGAAAACAACUGGCAUCGUAGAAACCCACUUCACAUUCAAAAACCUCCACUUCAGGCUCUUUGACGUCGGGGGCCAGCGGUCAGAGCGCAAGAAGUGGAUCCACUGCUUCGAGGACGUCACAGCCAUCAUCUUCUGCGUGGCGCUGAGCGGCUACGACCAGGUGCUGCACGAAGAUGAGACCACGAACCGCAUGCACGAGUCUCUCAUGCUCUUCGACUCCAUCUGUAACAACAAAUUCUUCAUCGAUACCUCCAUCAUCCUCUUCCUCAACAAGAAAGACCUAUUUGCUGAGAAGAUCAAGAAAUCUCCUCUGACCAUCUGCUUCCCUGAAUAUGCAGGUCCCAACACCUACGAGGACGCGGCCGCCUACAUCCAAGCACAAUUCGAGAGCAAAAACCGCUCCCCCAACAAGGAGAUCUACUGCCACAUGACCUGUGCCACGGACACGAACAACAUCCAGGUGGUGUUCGACGCCGUCACCGACAUCAUCAUUGCCAACAACCUGCGGGGCUGCGGCUUGUACUGAGCCCCUCCUCUCCCCUCCCUUCCCUUCCCCCCCCGCCUCCCAACCUCACCCCCACCACCACCCCCCUCACAUCCCCACCCAAACACCCCCUCCACCGGCGCCCAGCCACUGCCCUGGUGGUGAUGAUUUGCCAGCGCCAGGAGAGAAGAGAAAUAAAUAAGAUUUCAAGCAAACAAACAAAAUAAAUAAGUAAAUAAAUAAGGAGAAGAAUUAAGGGGGGGAGGGGGGGAAGAAUA